This is a messenger RNA of Drosophila biarmipes, 379 nucleotides long. Its product is annotated as bomanin Short 2. Lineage: Eukaryota; Metazoa; Arthropoda; Insecta; Diptera; Drosophilidae. The transcript has 2 exons. The coding region runs from base 107 to 241 and encodes 44 amino acids. Gene Ontology annotation, biological process: defense response. The record is from RefSeq and is a predicted model, not a curated record.
CCAGCUAUAAAAGAUCAGGUCUACUGGGCCGAGAGCACCAGUUACAGCUAAUCUAUUGCUCAGUGCAAAUAGCAUCCAAAACCGGAACCACCAAUCCAGAAUCAAUAUGAAGUUCUUCUCAGUCGUCACCGUCUUUGUGCUCGGUCUGCUGGCCCUUGCCAACGCUGUUCCCCUGUCGCCCGAUCCUGGCAAUGUGAUCAUCAACGGCGACUGCAAAUACUGCAAUGUCCGCGGUGGCUAAAGGAGAAUCCAAUCCUAAGGAUAUGCAAAUGGACAAACUUACCUCAAGCCCGAAACAAAAUAUUUAUAAUACCGCUUAAAGCUAAAAUGCAACCUAGAAUUAAUAAAAGUGCCAAGAAAAUAAAUACAACUAAGUAGA